GGGUUGGGAUUUGUGUGUGUGUGUGUGUGUGAAAAUGUAGGAAUUGGGGAACACUUCCCAAGAUGUCUUGAAUGAGCUAAACAGUUUGACGUUGGAAUGGUUUCAAUCUCAUCAAGCUUUGUGGAAGGAGGAGAUAAAUGUGUAAUGUAGCUCUCAAUACGUGAAUUUUACUGUGAAAAUGUGCACAUUUUGGGAAUGGGGAUAGUUUCCAAGAUGUCUUUAAUAGUAACACAUUUUAUUUGGAGGGGCCUUUCAGGGCAGUUGAGGUCACUUUACAGUCCACUAAUUUAAAAAAAUGACAAUUAGCAUGUUUUCAUUACCAUCAAUUUUUUAUGGCGCUUGUUUUCAUUGUCCUCCUGACUGGUCGUCAGCCAAUCACAGGGCAGAUUAAGACAUCUGUGGACAAGAGUUUCAGUUAACCUAAGUAAUCAUGUUUUGGGACUCUGUGUUGGAAGCAAAAAAACAAAACAAAAAGUAAGCACGGGGAGAACAUAGAAACUACACAGGAAAGCUGGAGCUGAGAUUCGAACCUCAAAACUCAUAACUGUGAGGUAGAUGUGCUCAUCAUGAAGCAAGUGUUUCCCAACCUUUACUGAGCCGAGGCACAUAUUUUACCCUCAAAAAUUCUCAUGGCACCAAAAGUCACAAAAGUUGCUAAGACACAUUGAUUAUGCACCCUCUGGCAUCUGGUCAAAGAGCAUUUCAUUGUUCUGCCUGUCACUAUGUGUCACUGGCAUAGAUAGUUGAAUAAAGAUAGCGUACAUUAGUCAUGAAUAUUCUACCAAUUAAGUGAAAUUGAAUAAUUUCCUGCGGCACACCUGAUGAUAUCCCACAGUACACUAGUGUGCCAUGGCACAGUGCCUGGGGAUCUUUGCACUCGGCCACCGUGCUGCAGUUAGCAAUCCUAUAAAAAUAAAAAUAACAACACACCGAGCAACAUGACCAAACGCCACUCAACUGUCACGCAAUGUGUCGGGUUCGGCAACUAACUAGUUUUGCUGUGAUUCGAAAUUUGAAUCACAGGUUCGUAAGGUUGCAGAUGUAAUGACCAAUCGAAAUUGCCUUGUCGUAUCACACGAGUUUUCACAACAAAAUUUAUGUUUCUGUGUUUGAAGCGAGAUCCAGCUGGCCGCUGCCAUUCAUAUAUAUAUAUAUAUAUAUAUAUGAAUAUAUGGUAUUGAAAAAUAAUACUUAAGCAUAUUUAUAAUUUCAUAUCUACCCGUGGCUAAAAUGCAAAGCAUGGAGAGUAUCUGUUGGCGAAAUACACGAGUGGAGGCAAGAAUUGCUCUUGGCAGAGCCUCUGAAAUAUACGCUCACCUUUAUUUCUUGGCCGUUUUCUCUCUUUGUAUUAUCAUAAUAUUGCUACAACGGCCAAGGCAAUCCACUUCUUCCUGAACAAUCACGCCGUGUUGUUUGUGGUUCAAUAAAAAAUAAUACAGUAGUAUGUGGUGCCUCAAAACAUUGCUUCUGAAUAAGAAAACUAGGGUUUGCAGUUUCUGUGUUGCAGUAUGUGCCAGAUUCAAUCAGCAGAUGUGCGGGUGUGCUAUCAUCGGGCAGGAGGCGGGGUACACCCUGAACUGGUUGCCAGCCAAUUGCAGGGCACAUACAAACAAACAACCAUUCGCACGCACAGUCACACCUACGGGCAAUUUAGAGUCUUCAAUUAAUGCAUGUUUUUGGGAUGUGGGAGUGCCCGGAGAAAACCCACGCAGGCACGGGGAGAACAUGCAAACUCCACACAGGCGGGGCCGGGAAUUGAACCCCGGUCCUCAGAACUGUGAGGCUGACGCUCUAACCAGUCGUCCGCCGUCAAAGAACAUACAUUUUUAAAAAGGACUUAAAAUUGUGGAAAAAUGUAAAAUCUCAGCGUGAUUGGUGAGUUCCAUACCUCUGGACCUAAAUGUGGAUAAACAGGCUGGAAGUACACUGAGGAAGAAGAGUGCACAGGCUGAAAAAUAGUGUUAUGUAUGAAUUACACAGUUGCCAUAUAGGGGGCCCCUGGAAUUCAACCAGAUACCUGUUGAUCUACAGUCAAACACUCUACCACUGAGCUACACCCCCACAGGAAAGGUCCACCCAUUAAAACAAAUCCUACGUUUAUGAUAAAUCUACCAAUUAACAGUUAAUCAAGUGCUGUACCAUGUCACAAAAGCAGAAGUUGUGGUACUGUUGUGCUUGACCACACCUAUGUAGCACACCAAAACUGCUAAGGAAUUCCCCCGUAAAAUUCUCAUGCUGGGAUUUCCCUCAAAAGUGAGGGAAGUCCCAGAGAACCAUGUGUCUUCUUGACACAUGGCUCUUUAUUACAAGAAAAAGAAGACACACUUUUCUUUUAGCUACUUCCCAUUCUAGGAGUGAUCAUUUUCUACCCACCAAACAACACACUUCACUGUGCCUAGCUUUGGCACCCUUCCACUGCCAAAAGGUGGCACAUUGUAAAUACUAAAUAUAUAAUAUUAUAGUAUCUACACUAUAUAACACAUACAUAUAUAAUACAUCAUACUUCUUAUGAGAACAUGAAGUCAUGUGCCUUUAAAUCACUUUCCUCCAAAGCAGCAUGCUUUGCUUUUUCUUUGGCUUUUUUUAUUCCAAAAGAAGCAGCAGCUGUAACAAACAGUAUCAGAUUCAAAGCUGUAUGACUCCAGCCUCAUCGUCAUAUUGUAUAGCCCGCUCAGUUCUUUAAUGACUAUCAAAACGUGUCAUUUGUUACAUUAAUUUAGCCGUUUUUCUUCCUAAAAUUGGUUGAUUAAAAUGGAUGUAUCAAUAGUUUUUGUUCAUUUAUCUCAUUAAAUAAUUGGUUGAUUAAUAAUAAUUAGUUAUAAUGCAAAUGAAUUAUUCUGUAUGAUUAAAAUAAACAGUUUUACAGUUUUAAAUAUACAUUUUAACUUUUUUAUAUUGUUUAUACAUUAAUCUACAACUGAGAUGGCCCAUCUGUCCAUUCAAAUAUUCAAAUGUGGCCUUUGAGGACCAAUGUUUACCCACCCCUGUCCUACACUAACCUACUAUUAACAGUGGUUAACUUACUUUUACAUUUGUAUCACCUUUGCUCAACUUUUGUUUUGUAAUGGCAACAAUUUGACAAGUUUGAUCUUUUUUGCCCCCCAGUAUUUCCUAGAAAAAAAUAAAUUAUCAAAGGAAAAAAACGGUGCCAUGUAGUGGAUCUAGUACAAUGCUAAUUCUACCGCAGAGUCACCAGUAAGUUAGCAAAUUCAAUUCGUAACCUGAGGUUCCAGUAUAAUAGAACAUUAAGUGUUGUCACUGAUGGUGUAGUGGUAAAUCUGCCCGACAUUAGUGCAUGCAGCAUCGGUUCAGUUCCCACUCAAUGAUAAUGUUAACAUGAAAGGUUGUCUGUCUUUAUACAGCAUGUGCCCUCUGCCCUGUGCCUUGCAACUGACUGGUGAUCUUUCGCCUGAUGUCAGUUGGGACAAGCUCCAGGUUCCCACAACCCCAAACAAGAUAAGCGGAGCAGAUCGGUGCCGGAAAAGAACCAAACAACUCCACUGCAGCUUCGAGGUGCACUCGAUUUGAAGAGGAAUUCUGAGAAUGCCGAGUUUAGGAGCAAAGAAGAAGGACAAUGCGUCCAGAAUGGAGAGAUUCAUUGAGGACUUGCCACAGCUGAGCAAUGAGAUGCAGCUGAGCAUCAUGAACAAGGUGAAGACUGGAGAGUUGUCCAUCGACGAUGCUCUGGACCUGGCCAGGAAGGACCGGGGCCGGUUAACCAAACUACAUCGUGCCCCUGAGGAGGAGCAGCUUCCGUCACAGUACAACUUCAGUGUGCACAAGCAUGGACACUACAGGUGGAAGAAGCGGGUUUUUCAGGUAUCUGUCCAUCCAUCUAUCCAUCCAUCCAUCCAUCCAUCCAUCCAUCCAUCCAUCUAUCUAUCUAUCUAUCUAUCUAUCUAUCUAUCUGUCUGUCUAUCUGUCUGUCUGUCUGUCUGUCUGUCUGUCUGUCUGUCUGUCUGUCUGUCCGUCCGUCCGUCCGUCCGUCCGUCCGUCCGUCCGUCCGUCCGUCCGUCCGUCCGUCCGUCCGUCCGUCCGUCCAACCAGAUGGAUUUCAACACCAAAAUGCUGUGCACCAUAGAGAAAGGCAUCGUCAAGCGCCAACUUCCCUUCGCCAUCGUCAAGAGUUGUGAUGAUGGAGUUGGUUCUAGAUUUUCUAUUUCGUUCAAAGGCCACCAUGAUUAUGAGCUGGAGGCCACUUCAGUGGAUGACAAGCACAAGAUCAUGCAGCUUGUAAACCAGAUAAUUUACAGGAACAUCUACAGUCAUGCUGAGGGGGGUAGUGCAGGGACACACCAGCAGCCUCAAGCAUCGCAAACCCUCCGGGAAGGUGUCCUUAUGCUGCACAGGGGCGGACUGGCAUCAUUCCGAUGGGUCAAAUAUGAGGUUCAGCUGCAGCCUGGCCAGUUAACACUGGGGCCCUUUAGUCACCGAGGCGCCGCCGACGGCGAGCUGAUGUCCUCAAAGCCCGUAAGCGUUGUGAUCCAUCUGUCGGAUGGCGACACCAAAGUACAGAAACCUCACAGCAUCGAUACCUUCACGCUUGUCACUCGCAAAAAUGAAUACCACUUCAGAGUGCCCCCAUCGUGUCAGCCACUUCCUGGUACUGUCCAGACGGAGCGCGAUGCCUGGGUCCAGGCCAUUCACAAGUUGUGUUCGGACUGGAGAAGAAAGUCCAAGAGUGAACGCAUGCUUGAGGUCAACGAGAGCCUCCGACAUCUAAGCAUAGCAGAAGACAUAGGGGAGGACAACAACGGCUCUGAUGUCGAGUCCGCUGGUGAGGAUGUUUAUGAAGACCCAAAUUCAGCUGGCGACAUGAAUCCAAAUCCCCCCCAAGAAGUUCCAAAGCAGACCGCCCCCGAUGCUACCCCCUCCCACCUUGGCCCACCACCCUCUAGCAGAGAGCAUCCUCACCGGCAUCCAGCAGGCUCGGUAGGGGACAAAAUACCUUGCACCAAGGAGAUCCCGCCACCCCCACCUUUACCUCUCUAUUUCAAGAUCGGUCCACGAAAGACCACACCACAUCACACCAAGGCUUUCCACUGGGACCUCGUUGGUACUGAUAAGAUUGUAAAAUCAUUUUGGGGGAAAGGAAGCCAGCAACACGUUGAAGUUGACACAACGCGUUUGUACAUGCAAUUUUCUGUUGAAAACGCGGGGUCCUUUGGAGCAUCGGAGCCCACCAAUGCACAACACAUCAUGCUCAACCAAAAGAUUGCACACAACUUCAACAUUUUCCUCAAAAGUUUUGCGGUGCAGCCUGCAGAGCUGAAGGACAAGCUGUUCGUCAUUAACGAGGAGGACGGAGGCCUGUCUGACGAGCACAUUACCUCGCUGAGGAGGUAUGUUCCCACUCUGGAGGAUGUGGAGAUGUAUAAAUCCUACAAAGGACCAGUGAGUGAACUGCACAUUGUGGACCAGUACAUGAUGGAGAUGUGCGACAUUCCAUACCUGAGCACACAACUAGAACUGCUCCUGACCCUGAGAGAGCUUCCCAUCAGCAUGAGAGACCUGCAGCCUCUGAUUGGCCAGAAGAUUGCAAUGUGCACGCAGCUGCACACCUGCAAGUCAUUCGUUUCCGUGCUGGAGUACACGCUGGCCAUCGGCAAUUACCUCAAUGAGAACGCCGGAAAGGAAAAGGCCAAGGGAUUCCGCCUCUCAUCCUUAGCUAAACUGUCGCAGCUUCGUGGGAGAAAACGGACUUUCAGCUUGCUCCAUGCCCUUGUGGAGCAGAUUAUGUUGCAUGAGCCAUUCUUGGCCAACUUUACCAACGAGUUGGCGGAAUUUGAAGCAGUCCCAGGAGCUUCUGUCAAAGGCCUAACCGCUGAGGUAGACGUCCUGAAAAAUGAACUGCAGAAAGUCAUCCAGUAUGGAAAAGCCUCCAAGAAGAGAAAUGUUGGAGGACAUCAUGCACACUUCAGCAAAGACCUGAAGGCGGCAGUGGAGAAAUACAACGCAGAUCUUUUGGCCUUGAUUAAGUCUUGUGAGGAGAUGAAGAAGCUAUACUCUGGCAUCUUGGUGAAGUUUGGAGAGGUGGUCGACCAGGACUCUCAGGAGCUCUUUGGCUUCAUCUGUCAGUUCAUCCACGACUUCAAGAGGGCCCGCGCUGAUGUUAUGUAGAUGCCAAUGGACAUUAGAAUUCAUUACUGACACGACAAGAAUAUAAACCCUUUGCUUUCUAUUCCCAUUUCCAGUGGACCCUCAAACAAAACAAUUUUCUCAAAGGAAAUAUAAAUAAUCUGUUUCAGGGUCUAACCAUAAAACCUUGAUGAGCUGUACUAACAAUAUUUUAAUUAACAUAAAGGCAAUACAAAUGUGCAGAGGGAGAUUAAUGCUUGUACCUGGGAGGUAAUUCGCUUCACAAUAAGACUAAAUGCAUCUCCCUUUUCUGUGCACAUCCUGUUCUUCUUCUUGGUGACAAAAAACAAAACAACAACAAAAAACAUGGAGUGUCAUAUUUGUGUUUGUUUAUCCAUUUGUUUGUUAGUUAGCAGAAUUCUUCCUGGCUCUUGGAUGAUGAUGAACAGAUGGGCAGUGCCAUUGUGAUUCUGGGGUGAUGCCAUUGUGACUCAAAUGGUGAAAAAGGAAAUUCCUAUAUUUGCACCGAAAUGUAAUGUCUUCUUCCUUGACGCAAGCACCGCCCCUCUGCAAAUUUUAGUAUUUUAUUUGUAAUCUUGCUAAUUGUCCAUUUAUCAUGUACUAUGUUACUAUGUCAACAUGACUGAAAACUAAACUUAAACAACAAAGCGAGUGUUGGGCGAAUACUUUUGCACACUACUGUAUGGCUUUGUUUCAAAGAAUGAAACAUUUAAAUUCAUGCAAAAAUAAAUGUUUACCAUUUUGGGGGAGUAUACUGUUUGGUGGCCAUUUUGCCCUUUGGGAAAGUGGGGCAGUGCCCUACCAAAUCCAGUAGAUGGCUUUGUGGGCUGUGGAUAAAUAGAUUGUAUUGGGAGUCGUAUGAAUAAAAGUCUGUAUGAAUAAAAAUGUU
Molecule: messenger RNA, 6988 nt
Organism: Phyllopteryx taeniolatus (common seadragon)
Lineage: Eukaryota; Metazoa; Chordata; Actinopteri; Syngnathiformes; Syngnathidae
Exons: 17
Coding region: 3544-6120 (858 amino acids)
Source: RefSeq, a predicted model, not a curated record